Indicator indicator is the source of this 990-nucleotide messenger RNA. RefSeq names its product NK2 homeobox 3 (gene NKX2-3). Lineage: Eukaryota; Metazoa; Chordata; Aves; Piciformes; Indicatoridae. The transcript has 2 exons. Gene Ontology annotation, biological process: cell differentiation; regulation of transcription by RNA polymerase II. Gene Ontology annotation, molecular function: RNA polymerase II cis-regulatory region sequence-specific DNA binding; DNA-binding transcription factor activity, RNA polymerase II-specific. The record is from RefSeq and is a predicted model, not a curated record. The coding region runs from base 1 to 990 and encodes 329 amino acids. Gene Ontology annotation, cellular component: nucleus.
AUGAUGUUACCGAGCCCCGUCACCUCCACCCCCUUCUCUGUCAAAGACAUCCUCAACCUGGAGCAGCAGCAGGACCCGCACUAUGGGGCCCAGCUCUCGCACCACCUGGAACACCACUUCCACCCCGCCGCUUGUCUGCUGGCGGCCGCCGACGGAGCCCGCUUCUCCGACGGCGAGGAAGAAGAGGAGGAGGAGAAGCUGUCGUACCUGAGCCCCAUGGCAGCGCCCGGCAGCCAGCCGGACGCGCGGAUCUCCGCUGACAACUACGUGCACGCUGUGCUGCGCGGCUCCUGUGAAGCCUCCAGUCCGGGAGAGGAGCUGGAUCCCUCGGCUCGCGACCCAAGUGAGUACCGUUGCGUCUUGAAGAAGCCGCUGGAUGCAGCGGAGAAGACGGAGGAGGCCGAGAGGCCGAAGCAGCGGAGCCGGAGGAAGCCGCGCGUCCUCUUCUCACAGGCGCAGGUCUUCGAGCUGGAGCGGCGGUUCAAGCAGCAGCGUUACCUGUCGGCGCCCGAGCGGGAGCACCUGGCCAGCAGCCUCAAGCUCACCUCCACGCAGGUGAAGAUCUGGUUCCAGAACCGGCGCUACAAGUGCAAGCGGCAGCGGCAGGACAAGUCGCUGGAGCUGGGCGGCCCGGCGGCCCCGCCACCGCCGCGCAGAGUGGCCGUGCCCGUGCUGGUCCGCGACGGCAAACCGUGCCUCGGCGGGUCGCAGGGCUACAGCUCGGCGUACAACGGGCCCUACUCCUACAACGGUUUCCCCGCCUAUGGCUACGGCAACGCAGCCUCCUACAACCCCGGCUACGGCUGCACCUACCCCGCGGGCACCGGCGGCGCCUCUAUGCAAGCCGCCUGCAGCCCGGCAGCGGCCGCCGGCCCUUUCGUGAACGUGGGCAGCCUAGGGGGCUUCGGCAGCGGCGGGCAGCCGCUGCACCAGGCGUCAGCGGGGCCCUCCUGCAGCCAGGGAACACUGCAGGGCAUCCGGGCCUGGUAG